Protobothrops mucrosquamatus (brown spotted pit viper) is the source of this 8737-nucleotide messenger RNA. RefSeq names its product piezo-type mechanosensitive ion channel component 2-like. Bases 1 to 7014 code for a protein of 2337 amino acids. The transcript is spliced from 45 exons. NCBI's taxonomy places the organism in Eukaryota, Metazoa, Chordata, Lepidosauria, Squamata, Viperidae. The record is from RefSeq and is a predicted model, not a curated record.
AUGGCUGUUUCCAAACCAAUGGUUUUUCUUUUCCCAGAUUUUUUUGUGGAGGAAGUGCUGUCACAUUUUGGUAUUGUACGGUUUAGCAGGCUUGAUGCUGGAAACAUCAUACAUCUUUUGGCUCCUGACAUUGGAAUGUUUCUUUUUGGUCUGACUGUCACACUGCUUUACCAUAAGACAUUGAAACGCAACAAUUGGGGAAGCCUCCAUGGGGACCAAGAAAUUCAACAAUUGGGGAAGCCUCCAUCUAGAGACCAAGAUCAAUUCUCUUCUGAUGAGGAAGAAGACAUCAAAGAGACGGAAUCUGAAGCAGAAACUGAAGAUACUGGAGACACAGACAUUGGCUGUCUAUUUGAAAAGGAUCAUUUAAGAUGCAGCCAUUCAGGUUUCCUUCUGAAAUUCACAUUGUUCCUAACAGGCUUGGAGAUUCUUUCUGAAGACACACUUAGAACUGCUGGCAAAGUGUUUGUUAUGCUUCUGUUAGGCUCAACAGGUAUUACUUUUGGUAGAAGGAUCUUGGGCAUAGUGCCACUUAUUAAGACAAACAUUACAGCACCUUGGAAACUACACAUUCAUCCUCACCUAAACUGGCCAGUGGCUUUGAAUCCUUUUUUCCUUCUAGCCCUGUAUUUUUUAUUGGUCAGAAUGUUGCAGCAGUGGGCAUUGCUUGCUAAGGAACCCAAAGAAGAAGUUAUUCAGUUCCAUUCUGAAGACUAUGUAGAAGUUAAGACACAUUCUAAGCUUCAGGUGAGCAUGGAUGCCAAUGGCGAGGUGGUUUCGCUUUCAAGUGAAAUUCCACAGGAAUGCCUCCUUUUGCAAUAUCAGAAUCAUAACUGUUGCAGUAUGGAUGGCUACAUCAAUCAAGGAGGCAGUAUUUCUCUAUCAGAGCACACAAUAUAUUCUGAAACCUCUACAGAAGUUAAUGAAAAAUGUAACAUGGGAAAAAAAUCUAGUAUAUUCGUAGCAUUGGCACAAUUCAUUACAAAUCAGAGCUAUGUCAUUGCAUUAAUUACUAUGAUGGUUUGGAGUAUCACCUACAGUAGCUGGCUAACUUUUGUUCUGCUAAUUUGGUCUUGUAUAAUUUGGAUGGUACAUGAACGUCAUUUCUAUGCCUUGCGCAGUUUACCCUUUCUUGUCACCUAUGGAAAUGUGCUGGUGAUUCUUAAUUUUAUUGUGGGACUGAAUCUUUCACAAGAGGAAUUAUUUCCAGGAGUUGCAACUUCAUUACUCGUUGACUUAGAUUUGAAACCUUAUUCUCUUCCCUGUGUCCAUCUGGGAGCCAAGAUUUUAUAUCAGUUAACUUUCUGGUUGUUGUUGAAGCAGUAUGUGAUGCAAAGACAGAAGCAAAAAGAGGAUGAAUUUCUCAAAGAAGUGAUAGUAUAUCAAACUGAAAUGGACACACAGCAAAAUCUGUUUGUCGAAAUACUUGGUUCUAUAUUUAAGAGGAUCCUAGUAAAAUACUGGAUUUACUUCUGUUCCAUCAUGUUCUUUAUUGUCGGCUUCAAUGGCAAAGUGGUCGUGUAUAAAAUUCUUUACAUUAUCCUUUUUCUGUUCUGUGUGGCUAUGUAUCAGAUUCAUUAUGAAGGAUGGCGACGAGUCUUGAAAGGAUUUUGGCUGAUAAGUAUCUCCUAUUCAAUGGUAGUCCUCAUUGCUUUGUAUACCUACCAGUUUGAGAUGGUUUCUGCAUUUUUCCUAAAAACUUUGGAAAUAUCAGAGGAAAGAUUAAAAGAUUUGGGUCUUGAACGGUUCAGCACAAAGGAACUUCCUACAAAGAUUAUAUUAUCAUAUGCCUUUCUUCUUACCUGUAUCUUUCAAGAGCAUUAUUUCCAUAAAGAUUUCCUGAAGAUCACAAAUCUGACCAAUAUUUCUGUGAAUCCAUCUUCUUCUUCACCUGGCAGGCUGGCUCCUGAGCCGUUACAACAGCCUUUUCCAGAUGGACUGGACAAGUCUGAGAAUACCACAGAAAAUGAGGUAAAGAGGAAUAAAUGGACAGAAGUGGUGGAUAAUUUGGCACCUUGUCUUCUGAAGAUCAUAGCAAUAGUUCAGGAAAUCCAAGUGCUUGCGUGGAGAUUUCUGGAGCUGCACAUCCUUAAGAUUGUGUCCACUUGCAUUAUCUGGAUCACACUUCAAGAGGUGUGUUUGAUGAACUACGUUUUCUUUAUUGUGUGGACAUUUGCUAUUCCUUAUUCCAAAUUUCGUCCCUAUGCCUCAAGAAUCUGUACAUUUUGGUCUUGUGUGAUGGUCAUCUGGAAAAUGUUGUAUCAGUUGAAAUUUAUUAUGCCCUGGAAUUAUUCCACAAACUGCACUCAGGUCAGUGAUCUGCAUUUGAAUAUGACUUACCAUUCUAUCAGUGUUGAUGAGUUGUUGGAGAAAUCAUCUUUGUUCGUGGCACCAAUUGACCCAGCACUCUGGAUUGGAGGGCUGAUGAAGUGCAGUGACAAUAUUGUUCUUUAUCUAAAGAACCAUCUUACCAUCCUGAUUCUAAUGGCUUUAGAAGCAACAGUGUAUCGCCACCAAUAUUUUUACUGGACUCAGAAGCAACUAUUGCCACCUGUCACAGGUAGCCUUUUUAAUAAUAUUGCCCGGGAGAACUUGGAUGAAGGGCUACUCAACUGCAUCAAAUACUUUCUCAACUAUAGUUUUUACAAAUUUGGACUGGAGAUAUGCUUUGUGACGGCAAUUAAUGUGAUUGGGCAACGCAUGGACCUCUACGCACUUAUCCAUGCAAGUUGGCUGACUUACCUGUUGAGCUAUCGUCAGAGGAAAGCAAUAGCCCAAGUCUGGCCCAAAUACUGUUUCUUCCUUGCCAACAUUGUGGCCUUUCAGUAUUUGCUUUGUAUUGGCCUCCCACCUGCUUUGUGCCAAGAUUAUCCAUGGAGAAAUUCCCACUGGAUGCUCCCUUCAAAUCUGAUUAAGUGGCUUUAUCUGCCUGAUUUUGCUGAGAGACCCAAUACUCAUUUUCUCCUGUAUGAUUUCCUUCUUCUGCUUUUUGCUUCCUUCCAAUGGCAAGUUUUUGAAGAUGAGGAUCAGCCUGUAGUCAGGCUGCAAGCUGGAGAUAACUCAGAGAUUAAUCAAGAUUUGGGCCCAGCAGAUCUCAGUGAAUUCAGUCGGGUACCAAACUUUAUCCAUUGCAGAUCUUAUUUGGAUCUGAUGAAAGUGCUUAUAUUCAAGUACCUCUUCUGGAUUGUCCUUUGUCUAAUUUUUGUGACUGGGACAGCCAGGAUCAGCAUCUUCUGCGUGGGCUACUUCAUUGCCUGCUUCUACUUUAUGCAUUUUGGACAAAGCCUUCAGCUGAAGCCCAUCAGAGACAUUCUUAGACCAUGGGACUACGUGAUUGUCUACACUACUUUGGUUAUAACAGUAAAGAAUCUUCUUGCUGUUGGAGCAUGUGCAUACCUUAAUAAAUUACAAAUAAAUUAUUGUUGGUUAAUUCAGUGCUUUGCUAUGUAUUGCACAAUACCAGGAUAUGAAGUAGAUCCACCUAAUAAUGAGAUAUGUGAAUUGCCUAAGGAUGAAGCCGGUAUCCUGUGGGAUGCAGUAUGUUUCACCUUCUUGCUGAUUCAGAGAAGAGUUUUUAUGAGCUACUAUUAUCUCUAUAUUGUGACUGAUCUCAAGGCUACAGAUUUCUUAGCCUCCAGGGCAGCUGAGAUGUUUGAGUUGAAACUGAAAAAAAAGGUGAUUUCUCGGAUGGAACAAAAUAGAAAAUCAAUGGAAAUCAUGAAAAAGCAGAUGGACUUGAUUAAACCAAAAUUUAAAAACCAAAGUUCCUGCAAAGUACUAGGAGCAGAGUCUGAUCAGAUAUUGGAAGAGGAGGAUCCAGUGGUUCAAAGUGGGAGCUAUUGCCUUUUUGAUACAGAUAGUGAAGAAGAAGAACAUGAACACUCUGAAAAAAGCAAAAAAGAAUUCUUUAAAAAGAAAACAGCAUGGCAGCUUGCGUAUGAAGCCUGGAUGAGGAAUGCAAAAUCAGCUCUAAAUAUGAGAGAGCAAGAUGAAAUCAAAAGUCAAAAAAAUAAAAAGGAGGAAAGGAAAAAUGAUGAGCAACUACCAGGGGCUGAAAGAGCUAAUGUCAGUUUGGAAUCCUGUGAUGAAAAUAUAGAGAUACUGACUUUUGAAGAGGACUUGGAUAAGUCAGAAAGUAUUGUGCAAAGAAUAAUCAACAUUAUCAAGCUUAUCUUCAUCUUGAUGCAUGCAUUGAUGGAUGACAUUAUAGAAGCCCUUAAUUCCCUGGUUAAAGAUAAUUUGGACAUUGCUGAUGUAUUGAGAAUGGAAAAAUAUAUUCUUUGGCAACAGAUGAACAAGGAAAAUGAGAUUUCAGCAGAUAUGAUUCUACAGCAUUACAGAUUUGAGAAUAAUCAGUCAGUUUAUGAAGAAUAUAAAGCCAAAGUAAUAGGAAUUGAGGAAAGCCAAGACAAGUUAUCUGAAUCUCCACUGAUUGAGAAUACUGAGCCUUCAUGUGUGCAACUCAGGCGAUCCAGUGAAACUGAUAAAGAUGUAAUGGGGACUGAGAAGAUAGAAGGGGGAAAUAAAAAAGAAGCCCACUCCCAAGGAUUCACUCUGAUCACUUCCUGUGCGGAACCUGCCAUUCUUUCCAGCUCUCCAUCAGAAAUUCAAGAAUCAGCAGAUUCCUGGUUCACUAGAAGUCCAGAAGUCGACAAACCAUUAGGUGAAAUUUCUCCAAUGAUGACAACCAGUGAAGUGAUGCUUAACAGCACUCUUCAUGACAAUGAGCUGGAGCAGUCGGAUAAAUUUUACCAGUGCCUUCCUUUCCCGAAGUUGGGAGUUGCUUUGUACCAUGUUAUGGUCUCUACAUCAGAAAUUCUAUGUUAUUUUGUUAUCAUUGUCAACCACAUGGUUUCUGCUUCCAUUCUUACUUUGGUUCUCCCCAUCUUGAUAUUCUUGUGGCCCAUGCUAUCCAUUCCAAGGCCCACCAAAUUCUUCUGGAUGACAGCAAUAAUUUACACUGAGAUAAUGAUUGUGACCAAAUGUAUUUCCCAGUUUGGAUUCUUUCCUUGGUCUUCUCAGAUAUAUUGUAGUAUCAGGGCAGAAGCACCAUUUGCCUUGCCAAAUAUAAUUGGGAUUGAGAAGAAAGAUGGAUAUGCACAGUAUGAUCUCAUGCAACUCCUGGCCUUGUUCUUGCACAGUAUGCUUUGGAUUUAUCGGCCUAUCAAGCAGUUCUUCUAUGACUUCAUUUAUCCCGAGAACAGCCCAGUCUGUGAUAUCUAUGUUUUCAUCUUCAUUGCUGAUGUGAUUAAUUUUAUUAUUAUCAUCUUUGGCUAUGGGGCAUUUGGGAGGCAUUUAGAGGGAGAUAUUGCAGACUCCCUUUCGGAAGAUGACGUCCCUGGACCUUGGCUUGUGAUACUCUUGAUACAGUUUGGCACCAUGAUAAUUGAUAGGGUACUCUACCUAAGAAAGAACAAGUUUGGGAAAUAUGUUUUCCAAGUGAUCUUAGUCUUUGGCAUUCAUAUUUGGAUGUUUUUCAUUUUGCCAGAAGUAACACAAAGGAGAUUUAACAGGAAUAGAAUGGCUCAGCUGUGGUAUUUGGUCAAGUGCAUUUAUUUUGGUUUGUCCACAUAUCAGAUCAAAUGUGGUUACCCAAAUCGGACCAUGGGCCAUUUUUUGACCAAGAAUUAUAACUAUAUAAACCUCUACUUAUUCCAAGGAUUCCGCAUAAUACCUUUCUUGAUUGAGCUGAAGGCUGCCGUGGACUGGGUCUGGACUGAUUCUACACUCAGUCUGUCCAGUUGGAUCUGCCUAGAGGAUAUUUAUGCAAAUAUUUUCAUUCUAAAAUGUCAGAGAGAAUGUGAAAAAAAAUAUCCCCAAUCUCCUGGACAGAAGAAGAAACCAAUUAUGAAGUAUGGGAUGGGAGGCUUCAUUAUCUUCUUACUUGUCUUCAUUGUAUGGUUUCCACUUCUUCUUAUGUCACUGAAAUCUAUGACAGGUGUCACCAACCAGCCCUUGGACGUUUCUGUCAAAAUUACCAUCAGUGGUUAUGAGUCCUUGUUCACCAUGAGUGCUCAGCAACAAAAUCUGGUUCCUUUCACUCAUGCAGCAUAUAAUCAAUUCUCUGCACAAUAUGCUCUCUACCCUACUGCCUCGUACUUUAUAGAUGGCUAUAGUCCAGAGGAUAUUGUAAUUGCUAAAAUAAAAGGCAAUGCCAGCCUGCUCUGGAGCAUCAGUCCAGGGAAUCGGAAAGCUAUGAUAGCAGAGCUCUCCAAUUCCUCUGCAGUCUAUGUCAACUUCCACUGGACUCUUACCAGGAAUGCUUCUCUUGUGACGAAUAUUGAAGCAUCUGGUAUACAUACCGUGCGAUAUAGAGAAAAGGAAAUAAGGGAUCAAAUGAUUCACAUGCUCUCUGGGACUCGGACUGAACCAAUUGUACUUCCUGGUGUUCUACCAAAAUAUCUCAGAGCAACUAAUGAGGCAGAUGCUAAAAUAGCAAAUAGCUUGAAAGUUGAAAUAAAUCGAAUUGAGAUCAGCACAGGCACAUAUCCUGUUAUGAGGGAGAAAGUGUGGGAAGCAGAGACUAACUUGUUUUCAACAGUUCAUUCCCAGAAGCUAGAAGACAUCGAUGCGAUGGCCUUCUUCAGAAAUAUAACCAUAAAGCUGCAGAAGGAGUCUUCAAGUCAUGUUUCUGAAUGGUGGAUUGUUAAAGAGCAGACGCCUCUCUGUUUGGAUAACAGAUGCAGCAAGAAUAUGGAGAUUAUAAUUUGUAACGAUAAAGUUAGUCCUUCUGGCUUGGGAUUCGUCACUGCAUAUGGCAUUGUCGGUCUCUAUAUGUCGUUUGUUUUGGUUAUUGGGAAAUUCAUCCGAGAGUAUUUCAAUGGCUUCUCACAUUCCAUCAUGUUCGAAGAGCUGCCCAAUGUGGACCGCAUCCUGAAAUUGUGCACAGAAAUCUUCUUGGCCAGAGAGGCUGGAGAAUUGGAGUUAGAAGAGCAGCUUUUUGCUAAGCUCAUCUUUCUGUACAGAUCACCUGAAACGAUGAUCAAAUGGACCAGAGGACACAAGGAAAAAUAAAAAUAGCAUGGAUGGGAAAUUACCACUAAGAAACUCUACAAAAAACAGGACCUGCACUUGGGAGUUGGGCAUCACUCCACAGGACAUCAAGGCAAAGUUUGAUUUAUUGAAUAUCUGCGUUAUGGAGGUGUGCAACUACAUGUGAGAUUUAAUAUCCAGGGUGUGAUAUGCAGUUUUAUAUUGCACAGAGAUUGGAAUUUAUAAUGCUGUAUAGUGAUUUGGGCCAGGGGAAAUCCCCAGCAAGUGGAAGCUGUUCCUAUGAUUCCCCCCACCUUUAAUUGUAUGCAGUCUGAUUCUAAAUUACCAAUUCAGUUCAACAUGGCAGUAAAAUUAGCAAUGAAUUAGGAAUUACGUCUUUAAUUUGUCAAAUUGUGGCAUGAACAAAACGUUACAUAGGCGUACAAAUAAAAUACAGUUUUGUAUCCUGGGACUUUCUGUGUCUCUCUUGCCCACUAAGAUUCCCAGAUGGUUAUGUCCAUGUUUAAUGAUAGAUAAUCCCAUAAAGUGGUCACAAUCUUGUGUGUAGAACACAGAAUAAUGAGUCUGCCUGAAGAUUAAAAAGUUUUCUAAAUAGUGACAGCACUUCAAUAAUAGAACCAAUUCUCUAUAAGGAGAGUAGCUCCCUUUUGCUGGAUAUAUUUAAGCGGAGACCAAACAUCUGUUAUAGGUGCUUUGAUUCCUGCAGUGGAUAUCUAGUUGGAUAUCAUGGCCUUGGUAGUCCUUUCUAACUCAUUGACAUUAAAGUUUUAAUGUUAGUAAAGGGUUAAAAGACAGACUGACCUUCCUAGCAUGUCCUACUUAGGCCUUUGACACAAAAGGUGUAAUAAAAAUGCAAUAGGUCCAGCUAAUCCAGCCCUUUGUUUCCUGAAAGGACUGGCCAACCAGAGGCCCCAUGGAGGUUCCAAGAAGAGCAAGAGAGAUUGCUCUUCUCUAUGGUUCCAAUUGCUCUCAUGACCUACUCAUGAGACAUUAACUGCUCUGGCUGCAUUUAGCUGCCUUCUAUCAAUAUUUCAAUCUGUGUAUCUUCUAUAAAUUUCUCUAACAUCUUUGGAACACCUUCAGGGAUUAGUAGAAAAAUGCAUUGUAAAUCUGAUUUAAAAACCCAAUGUUGAAACAAGAGCAGCUUUAUUCUGGCAUGGUUACCUCCUGCAUGGUCUUUAAUUCUAAACAUUAAUGUAAUUCAUCAGCACAAGCAUAUUAAGAACUUCAUGGAGAUGUGCACUGGAUCACACUGAUAAAAUAAUCAUGCAAGAAAAGCAUAUGGGGGAGAAUUUUGUUUUAAACCUAUUUUUAAAGAAAGAGAUGAAGGCCUCCAUUAUUGUCAUGGGCUACAGCAGAGCCCAAAGUGAUUCUUAUCCAAGAUUGCCACCUUACAACUUAAGCAGAUGUUGGGCUUCGCAUUUCCCAGUGUGAUGCAGGGCAAGACAGUCACUGUUCCUUCCAAAUCGUCCCUCUCUAGUUCCUGCUCACCUACCUACAGGGAACAAAAAAGCAGGUUGAGUUGUCCAAGAAGCAGGACAGAAGGGAGUUGGAGUCCAGAGACAGAAUGGCUGGAAGCAAAGUUGCUGCCUUUAACCAUAAAGUAUGCACUUGGUCUAGAGUAGACCAAGUGUUUCUCAACCUUGGCAACUUUAAGAUUUGUGGACUUUAACUCCCAGAAUUCCCCAGCCAGCCAGGUUGAAAUCUACACAUUUUAAAGGUGUCCAGAUUGAAAAACACUGGU